Menidia menidia (Atlantic silverside) is the source of this 2112-nucleotide messenger RNA. The record is from the annotation of a GenBank genome assembly. NCBI's taxonomy places the organism in Eukaryota, Metazoa, Chordata, Actinopteri, Atheriniformes, Atherinopsidae.
AUGAGAAACAAUAGAGCGCAGCCUCCCACUGUCACUGGUAAGCAGAGAGCAAAUAAUGAUCUGCAUCAGAGACACGGCUGGCUCGGCUUAUUAGAAGUCCUGCUGGACCAGAGCCGCGCCCGAGCACGGAGCUAUAAAGAUGAGCCCAGCAGUUAUACCUGCACCACGUGCAAACAGCCCUUCACCAGUGCCUGGUUCCUGCUCCAGCAUGCCCAGAACACGCACGGCUUCCGCAUCUACCUGGAGAGUGAGCCCGGCAGCCCCCUCACCCCCCGCGUGGCCGCGGCUCCCGGAAUGGGGGGGGACUGUGCCUCCUCCCAGCCCCCCCUGCACGCCGUCCACCUGGCCGACGGCAGCCCCUACAGCCUCCUGAGGAUGCCGGGUUCCGGGUCCGGGCGGGAUUCGGCGUCCACGCCUCGCGAGGGCCGCUACCCCCGGACCCCCCCGCUUUUCAGCCCGCCGCCGCGCCACCACCUCAGCCCCGACGACCUGGCGUUGGCCACCCACCACCCCAGCGCCUUCGACAGGGUGAUGAGACUCAACUCGGUGCCGUUGGAACCCCCCCAGAGCAUGGAUUUCUCCCGACGCCUACGGGAGCUGGCGGGCAACGCCACGGGCGGUUCCCCCCCCCUCUCCCCGAACAGACCCAACCCUAUGCAAAGGCUGCUGCAGCCGUUCCAGCCAGGUUCCAAGCCGCCGUUUUCGGCCACGCCCCCGCUCUCCGCCUCCCACUCCCCGUCCGGCUCGCGCUCCACCCCCAACGCCGCGUCCGGCGCGGUCCAGCCCGGCACGCCGCUCAAGGCCAAGUCCUGCGAGUUCUGCGGGAAGACCUUCAAGUUCCAGAGCAACCUGAUCGUGCACCGGCGCAGCCACACGGGGGAGAAGCCCUUCAAGUGUCACCUCUGCAACCACGCCUGCACGCAGGCCAGCAAGCUCAAGCGCCACAUGAAGACGCACUGUCCGAGCAAGUCCUCGGCGCUCAACGCCAAGUCCGACGACGGCCUGUCGGCCGCCAGCUCCCCGGAGCCCGGCACCAGCGAGCUGAUGGGCAGCGCCACCGACGCCCUCAAGUCGGUGGUGGCCAAGUUCAAAAGCGAGAACAACGGCCUGCCCGAGAACGGAGAGGACGAGGAGGAAGAGGAGGAGGAGGAGGAAGAGGAGGAAGAAGAAGAAGAAGAAGAGGAGGAGGAGGAGGAAGAGGAGGAGGAAGGGGAGGAGGAGGACAUUGAGAGUAAGCACGCGGUGGAAGGCGAGGGGAGGAACGACUAUCAUUUCAGCUUGCGGCUGGAAGGGGCCCGCCACCACCAGAACAGCGAGGCCUUGCACCCCCACCGCCGGAGCCUGUCCCGGGAGCCGGUGGACGAGGAUUCCGCCGUGGAGCUGGACCGAACGGACGACGGAACCACGACCACCAUCAACGGCCUGGGACCUCUAACCAAUGACAGCCUCUCCAGGAAGUUGCUGGGCGGUAGGGUCAGCCCGGGCUCCCUCAGCCCGCUGUCCAAGCGCAUCAAGAUCGAAAAGGACCUGGACCCCCCGACUCCCACCAUCCCCAACUCGGAGAACGUUUACUCUCAGUGGCUGGCCGGGUACGCGGCCUCCCGGCAGCUCAAGGACCCCUUCAUCAGCUUCACCGGCGGGGACUCCAGACAAUCGCCCUUCGCGUCCUCGUCCGAGCACUCGUCGGAGAACGGCAGCCUGCGCUUCUCCACGCCGCCCGGCGAGCUGGACGGCGAGCGGGCGGCCUCGGGCCGCAGCUGCACGGGCAGCGGGGCCAGCACGCCGCACGGCAACGGGCGGCCAAGCUCCAAGGACGGCCGGCGCAGCGACACCUGCGAGUUCUGCGGCAAGGUGUUCAAGAACUGCAGCAACCUGACGGUGCACCGGCGCAGCCACACCGGCGAGCGGCCGUACAAGUGCGAGCUGUGCAGCUACGCCUGCGCCCAGAGCUCCAAGCUCACGCGCCACAUGAAGACCCACGGACAGAUGGGCAAGGACGUGUACAAAUGUGAAAUCUGCCACAUGCCUUUCAGUGUGUACAGCACUCUAGAGAAACACAUGAAGAAGUGGCACAGCGACCGGCCCCUGGCUAACGACAUUAAAACCGAGUAG